This is a messenger RNA of Drosophila busckii, 1697 nucleotides long. RefSeq names its product protein scylla. Gene Ontology annotation, biological process: regulation of TOR signaling; negative regulation of signal transduction; apoptotic process. The record is from RefSeq and is a predicted model, not a curated record. The transcript is spliced from 2 exons. Gene Ontology annotation, cellular component: cytoplasm. NCBI's taxonomy places the organism in Eukaryota, Metazoa, Arthropoda, Insecta, Diptera, Drosophilidae. Bases 23 to 817 code for a protein of 264 amino acids.
UUCUGUAAAAGCAAAAAGUCAAAUGAAAAUGGAAGUACUCACUGUGCAAUCAAACUACGAGCUCGGCUCCAACAAAGUUAGAGAUUGGACCAGCACAUUGACACCGCCCACGCCCGCCGCCGUUGCGCCCAAGAAGGUUAGCAUUGCCGCCGCUGUUGCAACCAAGAGCAGCAACACUCGCAGCAGCAGCAGCAACACACACAGUAUUAAGCACAAGCAACAACAGGCGAGCAGCAGCAGCAGCAGCAACAAUAAGAAAACCAAAUCGAACAGCAGCUAUCACUAUCAGCAACAGAUCAGCAGCUACGAGGCGGAGCAGCAGUGCCGCGAGAGCGACAUGGAUGCCGCCGAGGUCGCUGAGCUGUCGCUGCGACUGCUGGACAAGCUGCGCGAGGCAAAGUCACGUCACUUGACCUGCACAGAAGUGUCGCUACCCUGUGAUCUCACCACAAAAAUAUCGGCGGAUAUAAUACGCGUAUCGGAGAAGGAGCCCUGCGGCCUGCGCGGCUGCACCAUCUAUGUGGAGUUCGAGGAUGAGCCGCAGAAUUCGCGUCGCAUCGCAUCGCUCAAACUGGACCCCGAAACGGUGUCCACAUUUGAGGUUUAUCUAACACUGCGACAGGAUCAUCGCGGCUGGACAGCGCUGCUGCCACAGUUCAUGAAGAGUCUGGCACGCACCAUAACCAUCAGCCCAGAGUAUAGCAUAACCAAGCUGAAGCUCUAUGCGGCCGAUGGACUGAGCGCUAGACGCAGCUACAGCUUCGGCUCCAGCUCCAGCCAUAGCCAUAGCCAGGCAAUUGCCACGCCAACGAUAUAAGCGCGAGCAGAGCGAGUUGAGGAAGGAGAGAGAGAUUGAUAGUGAUUAGAGCGCGCGCGAGAGAGAGAGAGAGAGAGAGAGAGAAGGAGCCCAGCGAGUGCAAAUAAAAGAAAAAAAAUUUAAAUUUUUUUUUUGAUAAUUGUGCGCUCAACACCGCCCAACACCCCCCUGUGAUGUCGAGAGCAGUAGUUAGUUGCGAGUUGCAACGCGACGACGAAGCAAGUAUUCGAAGCCACCCCACCUACACACACACACACACACACACACAUAAGUACACACACACACACUCAUACUAAUACUAAGCAGUUGUAGUUUGCUGUAGUUGGAGGGCAAACGGCACGCCGCGCCCGCAGCCCAAGGAGUCGAAUCUCUUUGGCUGCCUGACGCGUCGCGCUUAACCCUCAAAAAAAUGCAAAUUUUUUUGUAAUUGUGACUCUCACCACCAUUUUAAUUAGAUGCGUAGUAGAUGCUAAAAAACAAAAAACAAAAAAAGCAAAAACAAAUAACUAGUGUUUUAAGUUGUUUCUCCUUUUUCAAAAAAAAAAACCAACAAAAAACCAAGUAAUAAAACAAAUUAAAUAUUAAAAAAUAUAUUAAAAAAAAAACAUGAAUUUCAAAGACGUCGUUACCUAUGCAAGUCGCUGCCAACAAAGCCGUUGGGUUAAGCCAAGCCCCAAGAAAAAAAUGCGCUAAACCCGUCGACGGCUUUUUGUUGGCCCAGCGGCCGCUGCAAUUGGUCGUCAGUCGACAACUCAUGAAUAUGUGAUACUGUUUAAGAUGCUAAGAGUUUUUUGCACUGAGCUCGCGCCAGUUACGGAGCCAGGCAAAAAACGUUGAUAAUACACACACACCACACACACACACACACACACACACACAA